CAUCUCUGGGGAAGGAGCCAAGGAAAAUGUUAGACACCAAAGAAAGACCUUGCAAUAAAGCCGAGAAACUGGGCGGGAGGUGAAUGCCAACAAACAGGACAGGAAUGUGACUUCCGGCUGGGUGCCCAGGUGUUCCCAGAUCACCUGUUCUGCGGUCCAGCCUCCCGCCCUUCCUGGCCCCAGGUGACCACAUGACUGUGGUGCACUUUGCUCCGGAGCCUUUCGGGAAGGGAAGAGGCCUGACCUUGGGGCUGGGGGCAGGGCGGGCACCACCCGGCCCACGGCUCCUGCUGCUGACUUCCGCUCUGGGGCUCUGUUUGCCACCGGCUAAGAGCCUGCUCCCGUCCCUCCACGGCCCCUGCCCCGCCCGCCUGUAGAGGGAAGCAGACCUUCCCCAGGCCAGAAGGGAGGCGAGAGGGAGGCAGGUGGAGGCCCUGCAGGACCCGGCCAUGACCCACUGUCAGGCUCCCUGGAAGUGACCAGGCCUGGGGACAGGCAGAGCUGGUUCUCCUCCGGGGCACAGAGCUGCGGCUACGGAGGCUUUAGACGCGACGGGAAGAACCGGAAUGUUUUGACAUCGUUGAAGCACCAACUUUAACCCAUGAACGGGCAACCAAGAGGGCAUGGCGCAGGCGCACGGGACCCCCCCGCCCAGGGCCGACCCCGGCCAGCCCUGCGUGUUCAAGCUGGUGCUCCUGGGCAGUGGCUCCGUGGGCAAGUCCAGCCUGGCCCUCCGCUACGUGAAGGACGACUUCAGGAGCAUCCUGCCCACCGUGGGAUGUGCCUUCUUCACGAAGGUGGUGGAGGUGGGGGCCUCGUCUCUGAAGCUUGAGAUCUGGGACACGGCCGGCCAGGAGAAGUUCCACAGCGUCUGCCACCUCUACUUCAGGGGCGCCAACGCCGCGCUUCUGGUGUACGACGUCACCAAGAAGGAGUCUUUCCACAAGGCCCAGCAGUGGCUGCGGGACCUGGAGAAGGAGUUCCGCCCCGGAGAGGUCGUGGUGAUGCUGGUCGGCAACAAGAUAGACCUCAGCGAGGAGCGGGAGGUCACGUUUGAGGAAGGGAAGGAGUUUGCGGAGAGCAACAGGUUGCUGUUUAUGGAAACCUCGGCCAAACUGAACCACCAGGUGUCUGAGGCCUUCAGCGCUGUGGCCCGAGAGCUCUCGCAGAGGGGCGGCGGGGAGGGCCAGGCUCCGGGCAGGGACGCAGCCGUGGUUCUGAACGAGGGGCCCACAAGGCGGGCCAGAUGCUGCGCCCACUAGCAGCCCCCGCUCCAGGAGGGGUCUCGGGGAGGACGCCCAGCCCACGCCAAGUCUUCAGGGUGGGCCCCUGCCAGCUCCAGGUUGAUUCUGACUCACGGUUGAUGCUGCAUCGUCCCUGAGGCCCAGAGGGCCCUGAAGGUUGGCGUCCUUUACAGUAACCACUUCCCAAAGCCAGUGGGGGUUGUCCGGGCAGGAUCCGGGGUCAAGUGGCCCCCAGAAGAGUGUCAGCCCAGACGCCACCUGGUUCCGGAAGCCUGUGCCUGCACCAUCUGGACUGUCGUACUCUCAGCCGCUUCGCCCUGGGACACAGAGGAAUUAAACGGGGCGGAGAGGAAGCAAUGAUCAGAAAGAUAGUUCGAUCACCGUGAUGGUCGACCACGCCUUGUACCUGGCUUGGGCAGCGUGCUGGCCUGUGGCUGCGCCCACCUGCUGCUGGGAGGCGGGAGAGGCAGGAGCAGGCCAGAGGGCAGAGAGGGAGGCCCAAGCCAUCUGCAUCUCGGGAAGGACAGCUGGGGGUGGGGGACACGGUCCCCUCCCACUCUCUCCUCCUGGCUGCGAAUCUGAUGAAGCAAAGUUUCUGUCCAGUUGGCAUGAAGAUUCGGAGACUUUCAGGCUGAGAUGCGAGUUGUACCCCAUAUGCAUUUUUUUCUCUAAAAAUUAAACUGCUUUUGACAAUCUAA
Microcebus murinus (gray mouse lemur) is the source of this 1942-nucleotide messenger RNA. Lineage: Eukaryota; Metazoa; Chordata; Mammalia; Primates; Cheirogaleidae. The record is from RefSeq and is a predicted model, not a curated record.